AGAGACAGAGAAAGAGAGUGAGAAGGAGGAAGUGGGGGUUAAGGAUGGGGUACCUGGGUUCUCUGACAGUAUCAGACAUCAUACAUGGCUAAUGUUCCAAUCGGCCUUCACCUCGGAAACUUUCCCAAGGGAGUGGAUGCUGGUGUGAAAAAUGGCAGUAAACUUCCCUUCUGAUGACUCACAACACAGCAACACCCUGGAGAGAACACAGGCAGUGCGUGUAUGAUUGAUUUGGAGGUGGGACCACAAGAUAGUAUUUGUGCAGGACACGUAGUCCCACAGUCCCACUGGAAUGCAGGCGUGAGGAUCUACAGCUGUGCCUGUGUUCUGGAGGCCCCCGGAGGGGACAGUCGGACCACAGUGACAUAUCUACCUUGCUGUCUUCAGCAUAUCCUGGAACCUAAUCUGGAUAUACUGCCUUCUUUCAUGGUGUGUAUUUUGAACAGAUCACUGAAGCCCUAAACACAGACAUAUCAAGCACCACUGUCACUCUCCUUGGUCUUUGUUUGACUGCAUGCUGCACGUGCUCCAGAGCUCAGAGCAUGGACCUGCCCUCCAGCCCGGUGUAUGAGCUCAGCAGACCCUUCACCCUCCUCUCAGCCAGCUCUCCCUACUACAGCCUGCCCCCAAACAGACAGGGGGUCCUGUCAGGGAGCAGGAGGGGGGCAGGGGGCGCGGGGCGCGGCUCAGGGGGCCCCAGAGAGGAGACGACAGAGAGAGAGGCCAGCGUGAAGGACAACAUGGCUGCCAAGACGCAGCCUGGGCCGAACUUCCUUCCCCCGAGGGAGGAGAGGCCCACGGCCCCUCCGGCCCCCCAGGCCCCUCCGGCCCCCCAGGCCCCUCCGGCCCCCCAGGCCCCUCCAGCCCCCCAGGCCCCUCCGGCCCCGGGCCAGCGGAGGCAGAACGGGGCUGUGAGUGAUGCGGGGGCUGAGCCCGGUGGGGAGCAGGGGGCCAGUGGGGGUGUCUCGGGGCAGGUGGGCAGAGACGGGGGCAUGACGGACAGCAGGAAGCUGAACCUGACCAGUUGGAGUGAGCGAGGGGGCGGGGCCAGCCUAGAGGAGGGACGCCAGACCGGAGAGUUCUCUGUGCGCCGGGGAGGGACCACGCUAAGACGGGCCGAGAGUCUGGAGACGAGGGUGGAGGGGAGGGGGGGGCGAGGGCUUUUCAGGGCUCUGAACUAUGACCCCUCUGGUCUGAGGGGGGAGGAAGGGAGGAUGGGGGCUGAAUUGAGUCGUGCAACCCUGGCUCUGGAGAGGGCUGGUGGGGUCCAGUCCCUGCCCACCACGCUGAGGCUCCAGGCUGGGUCUGGGCUCAGGGAUGCAGGGACACCUGGGACCAGGAGUCAGAGCAUCUGGGAGAGGAUUGAAGGCUCUACGGUUCUGAGAAAGCAGAGGACUCGAACCCCAGGACCAAGCGGUACUCCGCCCCCAUCGGAGACUGGCCCCUGUCAGAGCUGGACGGGGGCGGAGCCUUCGCCCAGCGCAGGAAGUCAACCACAGACUUCAUCCCCAACUCCUCCCCCAUCAGCCAGUGGAGGAGGGGGUCAUGCGAGGGGGGGGGGGGCCUUUCCUAAGCGUCUUUUCAGGGAAGAGAGGAACGGUGUGGACACAGCGCAGAGCACUCAGGACGUCACGCCCUCAGGGUCUUCAGUGUCAGUGUUGGGCAGGGAGAGAGCUCCAGGGGUGGAGUUGCAGGGCCAAGCCCAGAGGAAGCCUCCUGAGCUGGGGCAGAUCGCCCAGAGAAGAGGGGUGCUGGAGUACAACACCAGGUCUCUGGACAGGGCCAGGAGUAAACUCACUGUGGCAGCUCCGAGCAGGGCUGCCAGGUCUGCAUACACACCCUCACACGCUCCCUCAGUGGAGGAGCCAUCCAGGGCUCUCAGGAAUCCAUCUCUCUCUCCUCCACCUGGAGACAGGGAGGAGAGAGAGGGGGAAAGGAGGAAUAAAGAGGUAACAAACAACGGAGAGAGAAAAGGUGGGAUCGGCCAAGAGGGUGAAGGGGUGGGAGAGAGGACAGGGAGACCAGCAUGCAAGAGAGAUCUGGAGAAGGAGGCGAGUUCCACACCUGAGCCAUCAGGGGUCAACCUGGGGUCAAAACUCCUCUCGACCAAUCAGAUGAACAGCAGAGCGACCCCUGACCCCUCCACCAGGCCCCUGGCGUGUGUCAGGAGUGUGGCUCGCGAGGGGAGCAUCACUGAAGAUGUGUUUGAGCCCAGUCCCCAGAGAAGCACAGCUCAGCCCAGUGACAGGAGGGUGUUAGUGGCUCCCUCCGUGGCCAGUGUGAAGAAUAAGAUCCACCAGUUUGAGACCCUGACCCAGAAGACCCAGAGGGACUUCCAGAAGCCCCGACGGGCCUUCUCUGUCCCCGAGCACCUGGGCAGGAAGGCUGGGGAGGGAGCCAGCAAGGCCGGGAGGGGUCAGGAUCUGGGGGGAAGGAGAGGGCGGUGGGAGGGAGUGAAGGAGGAGAGGGAUGGGGUGGAUUCAGGAGGAGAACGGAUGAGACGCACAACGGGUAAUGAGGUGAAGAGGAGCGCUCCAGAUCAAGUUCUGGGGGGGCUCCCGGGCAGAGGAGAGGAGGAGAAGGAGAAGGAGAGAGGCUGGGCAGUGAGGUCAGCGUCCGUAGAUGAGACUGGGCUGAGGUGGGAGAGGAGGGUGAAGGAGAGAGAAACUGAGAGAGAGGCUGAGAGGAGGGAGAAGGAGAGAGAGGCUGAGAGAGAGGCUGAGAGGAGGGAGAAGGAGAGAGAGGCUGAGAGGAGGGAGAAGGAGAGAGAGGCUGAGAGAGAGGCUGAGAGGAGGGAGAAGGAGAGAGAGGCUGAGAGAGAGGCUGAGAGGAGGGAGAAGGAGAGAGAGGCUGAGAGAGAGGCUGAGAGACAGGCUGAGAGGAGGGAGAAGGAGAGACAGGCUGAAGGGGGAGGAGUGCAGGAGAGAGGCCGAGCAGAGGAGAGUGAAGUUGGACCCAAUACAUAUCUCAAACUGAAGGACAAGAUGGAGAUUCCUCUCAGUGGAGGAAUCAGAGAGAGACCUCGCAGAGCCUCUCCUGUGGAUGAGACCAGUUCCAGCCAGCCUGCUGAGCCAGAGAGACCAUUCACACCUCACAGCAGGAACAGGAGGACGGAGGCUGCCUCCAUCAAGCUGUUGAACUUCAAUAAUAACUGCAAUAGUAGUGAGAUAGCAGAGCUCCAGCACAGCCCCAGCCCUGACCUGUCUUCUCCAGUCAGUGACGAUGACAAAACCCCCACCAAUACCCCCCACGACUCUCCCUUCUACCCCCAGGAGGGGGGCUCUCCUGCCUUCACCCCCACAGCCCAGCCUCACACCUCCAGCCAGGAGACCAACUCCCAUCUGGGGAGGGACUCCCUGUCCUCCCCCAGCAGCCUGCCCCAGACCGGGGGAGACCUGGAUGCGUGGGUAGCCGGCCUGAGCCGCAAGAUCGAGCGCUGGGACUGUGACGAGGAGGACGAUGAAGAGGGGACAGAGAAGGACGAGGACUCUAACUACGACUCGGACGAAUCCUCUGUAACCAUCACCAGCAACAUGAGCCAAUCAGAUCGCAGGAGUUUCUGUCUCAGCCUGGCUGAGCUGUGUAACUUCGGGGGGGUGGACUAUGAGACGGAGGCUGAGAUGGAGGACUGGCCGCCCGGUCGCUCUGCCUCCCUGAGCUCAGAUGUGUCGGCCCUGUCCUGUGUGUCUGUCCUGGACAGCGAGGAGCUGGACAGGCUGCUGGAUGAUGUUCGGAGUCUUGGGGACGACACCCUGCAGAACUAUGAGGAUGUGCAGGUGGUGGUCCUCCAUAAGGAGGUGGGCAUCGGCCUGGGCUUCACUGUUGCCGGGGGCGAGGACCAGAACAAGCCUGUCACCGUCCACAGGGUGUUCUCCUCUGGAGUGGCGGCUCAGGAAGGCUCCAUCAGGGAGGGCGACCUGGUCCUGUCAAUCAACGGUACCUCGCUGUCUGGCUCCGCCCACUGGCAGGCUCUGAGGACGCUCAGGAAGGCGAGGACCCUGGGGAUGGGCGUGGUCGUGCUGCGGAGGUGCGUGGCCUCCAAGCCCGUGAAGGGUGUGACUGGAGCAGACAUGCAGGGGCGGAAACAGACCCCGCCCACCAACACAGGCCAGCGGCUGUGUGUGCGACUGGAGAAGGGCAGCAGAGAUCUGGGCUUCAGCCUGGAGGGAGGUCUGGGCUGCAGCCUGGGGGACAGGCCCCUCAGCGUCCAGAAGAUCUUCUUGGGAGGCCCAGUGAACAAGGUGUGUCCCGGAGACGAGGUGUUGGAGAUCCAGGGUGUGAGUGUGGUGGGGAUGAGGCGCCUGGAGGCCUGGAUUCUGAUCAGAAGACUGCCCCCUGGGCCUGUGAAUGUGCUACUGCACCGCCCUCUCAAUACCAGCGUCAUCCACUCCCAGUCGUCAUGAUGGGCUCAGUAAAGCAGCUUGAGGGAGGACUCAUCCUGUCUGCAGCUUGAGGGAGGACUCAUCCUGUCUGCAGCUUGAGGGAGGACUCAUCCUGUCUGCAGCUUGAGGGAGGACUCAUCCUGUCUGCAGCUUGAGGGAGGACUCAUCCUGUCUGCAGCUUGAGGGAGGACUCAUCCUGUCUGCAGCUUGAGAGAGGACUCAUCCUGUCUGCAGCUUGAGGGAGGACUCAUCCUGUCUGCAGCUUGAGGGAGGACUCAUCCUGUCUGCAGCUUGAGGGAGGACUCAUCCUGUCUGCAGCUUUAAGGCAGUUAUCUCUCACAGGGACAUCUCAUCAUCAGGAUAUUGCAAGGCUCUGACACUGUUUGUCUCAGUAGCCCAGAGACCAUCUCCUCAGCCGCAGGUGGGCUUCUGUGUUGCCUUGGCAACCCUGAGAAGGCCCACUACCCCUGCAGGGUACAGUAACUUAACUUAGUUUACGAUAGUAAGGUUCUAGUGGGGAUCUCAUCCUGGAAAUGAGAUCAGUGAUGCCUCACCAUCAGGAUGCUUUCUGCACCAGUCAUCCAGUCAACAAGCACUGAAUAGUAACACGGCUAGUAACACGGCUAGUAAAACGGCUUGGAAACAAUGAAAGAUCAAUAAGCGUAUAACUGCAACGUUUAACUGUGUAAAUGAUUUCAAGAAACAAGCAGCAUCUUUCAUAUUCUAUGUUGUAGCAGCCCUCGUCCUGUAAUAUGUUCACCAGUUGAUUAUAUAUGGGAAGCUCCAUUGUUGUAAUCUGUUGAAUUGUAUCUUAUAUUCCUCCUCAAAUAAGUGUGAAUAAAUCCUAACAUGAACCUUCUCUUUAUUCAAAUGCAGUACAUAGCACAGCCUGUAGGGGGAGCUGGGGAAGCAGACUUCACUCU
This is a messenger RNA of Osmerus eperlanus (European smelt), 5305 nucleotides long. Its product is annotated as inner centromere protein A. Gene Ontology annotation, biological process: induction of positive chemotaxis; leukocyte chemotaxis. Lineage: Eukaryota; Metazoa; Chordata; Actinopteri; Osmeriformes; Osmeridae. Gene Ontology annotation, molecular function: cytokine activity; CD4 receptor binding. The record is from RefSeq and is a predicted model, not a curated record.